Messenger RNA from Sinocyclocheilus rhinocerous, 1511 nucleotides. It is a transcript of the gene scrn2, whose product is annotated as secernin 2. Bases 100 to 1347 code for a protein of 415 amino acids. Gene Ontology annotation, biological process: proteolysis. Gene Ontology annotation, molecular function: dipeptidase activity; cysteine-type exopeptidase activity. The record is from RefSeq and is a predicted model, not a curated record. The transcript is spliced from 9 exons. Lineage: Eukaryota; Metazoa; Chordata; Actinopteri; Cypriniformes; Cyprinidae.
UUUUGAAGUGUGUGCUGCGGGCAGCAGCAGCAGCAGCAGGUUGAUCAGUCUCAGCCCUGUCUCUCACAGGCUCGCUGACCGAUCUGGAGCUCAUUAAGGAUGGCUGAACCGCCUCGGUCAUGUGACUGUUUUGUAUCUCUGCCUCCGGGUUCAAAAGAAGAUUAUGUGAUAUUUGGUAAGAACUCUGACCGGCCAAGGGAUGAGGUGCAGGAGGUGGUGUAUUUCCCUGCAUCCCCACACGCUCCUGGAUCUACAGUGGAGUGCACAUACAUUUCCAUUCCUCAAGCAGAGCACACUCAUGCGGUUGUGCUGAGCAGACCCGCUUGGCUCUGGGGGGCUGAGAUGGGGGCUAAUGAACAAGGGGUGUGUAUUGGGAAUGAGGCCGUCUGGACCAAGGAGCCUGUGGAUCCAGAAGAAGCUCUGCUGGGAAUGGACCUGGUUCGGCUGGGUCUGGAGCGCGGGGACAGCGCAUGGGCCGCUCUGAAUGUGAUCACAGGUCUGCUGGAGCAGCACGGUCAGGGCGGAGCCUGCAGGGAGACCGCCGAACCCUUUAGUUACCACAACACCUUCUUACUAGUGGACCGACAGGAAGCCUGGGUCUUAGAGACUGCUGGGAAACUGUGGGCUGCACAGAAAGUCACAGAGGGAGUCAAGAACAUCUCUAACCAGCUGACGAUAGGCACAGAGAUCUCUACGGAGCAUUCGGAGCUGCGCGCUGUGGCUCAGGCUCAGGGCUGGUGGAGCGGAGAGGGGGACUUCAGCUUCUCUGCUGUCUUCAGCCCUGACAACCCCCCUGCCAGGAUGGAAAUGGCCAAGCAGCGGUAUGUGGGCGGCACAGCCCUGCUCCAGCAGCACAACGGCUCGGUGACGGCCGAGGUGAUGAUGAGCAUCCUGAGGGACAAGGCCAGCGGGAUCUGUAUGGAUUCGGAGGGCUUCUGUACUACAGGCAGCAUGGUGUCCAUCCUCCCGCGCAACCCAGACGUGCCCUGCGUUCACUUCUUCACUGCCACACCCAACCCCUCCAGGUCUGUAUUCAAGCCUUUUAUCUUCUCGGAACGCAUGAGGCCCGUCAACAUGGUGAUGUCUCCCCAGUACGGCCCAGACGAUCCUGUUAGGACACAGCCUCGGUUCCAGCACCAGGUGGACCGGAAACACGAGCUGUACAAAGCCCACCAGACAGCAACGAUCGGUCCUGAUGCUGGAGUCUCUCUACAGGAGACUAUGAGAUACCUGGAGUCUCAGUGUCUUGAGGAGAUCGAGGCCAUGCUUAGGGGGGAGAUACAGGGCCAGGAGCUCGGGGAUCUGUUCUUCGACUGUGUGGACACCGAGAUCAAAUUCUACCAGUGAGACCGAGCAGUUGUCGUUGUGAAUGUCACUAGUGCUUGCUGAUCUGCCUGGAGAGAGAGAGACAGUCCAGAGCGCACAGGUUCCUGCCUGCUCAAAUCCUGCUCUCCUAGUUCCCCUGAUGCCAUGCCAAACUAAUUGUCAUGUCCAUGCCACACUAACUGUAA